Messenger RNA from Corythoichthys intestinalis (scribbled pipefish), 6135 nucleotides. Its product is annotated as gastrula zinc finger protein XlCGF57.1-like. Lineage: Eukaryota; Metazoa; Chordata; Actinopteri; Syngnathiformes; Syngnathidae. The record is from RefSeq and is a predicted model, not a curated record. Gene Ontology annotation, molecular function: DNA-binding transcription factor activity, RNA polymerase II-specific; RNA polymerase II cis-regulatory region sequence-specific DNA binding. The coding region runs from base 3485 to 5191 and encodes 568 amino acids. Gene Ontology annotation, biological process: regulation of transcription by RNA polymerase II. The transcript is spliced from 3 exons. Gene Ontology annotation, cellular component: transcription regulator complex; PcG protein complex; chromatin.
GCUAGCUAGCCUCACUUGUAAACUACAGGCAAAGAGGGAGGGCAGUUGAAAUGGGUUAAUCUGUACGUGAUAAAUCAGUGUUUAAUUUAUUCAGUCAUCGUUUAUAAAAACAUUAUAGAGUGAAUGAUUUAAAAGAUAAAGGUAAACAGCAAAAAUGCACAGAAAUGUUUAUCAAUGCGCGAGAUUUCCUUUUGUGAUCUGAGAGAUCUGAUGGGAUGGUAGCAUGUCUGAUUAAGUGUUUACGAAAGUGAAAUGCCAUGGAAAUAUCCAAUCUUACCUAGCUUUCUAAAUAAAACCUGUGAUUGCAGGUGAACCAGCUUAUGAAAUGAUGGAGACUGACCCAGACUGGGCACCAUCCCUACAUCUGGGACACACAUCUGUUACACCGACAAACUCUGCACGCUCUGCAAGACGAACGUGAGCAGCUACGGAAAGAGACACUGCAAGCACCAGAGAUGGGGGUCCAGCAGGAUGCAAACAUUGAAGAGCUGCAGACCAAGGAGGGACCAUCUGAGCCUGGUGAAAUAAACAGUCACCAACAGAAUGAGGAAGGGACACCUGACGCUGGAGAAGAAAGUGGUCAGCUACAGACUGAAGAGGGGACACAUGAAGCUGGAGAAGAAGGUGAUCAGCUAAUCACAGAGGAUGAGACGCACAACACCAAUCAGGAUGUGACACAGACUGUGAUUAUUGACCGUUUUGAAAUUUUCACAGAAAACCCAUCAAAUCUGAAAGCACGUGCCCAAAUGUUUUCCAGCUACAGUGGGGAGAACAAGUAUUUGAUACACUGCCAAUGAGUUUUCCCAUUGGCAGUGUAUCAAAUACUUGUUCUCCCCACUGUACAAGCACCACCACACUAUGAAGUAUUUAAUAUGUAUUACACCCAAGGGAGCCAUUUGUUUCUUAUCAAAAGGCUGGGGAGGGCGUACAAGUGACAAACAUAAAACCCUGAACAGUGAUUUUUUUUUUUGGAUAAUUUGUUACCUGGGGACAUUGUUUUGGCUGACAGAGGUUUUGACAUACAAGAAUGUGUGGGCAUGUAGUGUUCAGAUGUCAAACUCCCAGCAUUUACAAAAGGCCGCUGUCAGCACAUUUGAGAAUCCAUGUUGAAAGGGUCAUCGGAAAUGUUUGUCAGAAGUAUAAGAUCUUAACAGGAACCAUACCCAUAAACAUGAUUCUUCCAUGUGAAGGUGAAGAAGCUACAUUGUUGGAUAAGGUUGACUCCUUGCCUCUCUCAGGUACGUAAAACACUAGUGUUGGUUUUGAUAACGAAAAGUACUUUUUUUUUUUUUUUUUUUUACUAAUUACAUUCAAACAAUUUUGUGGAGAUAAACACUGAAUAGGAAAUACAAUGUUUGCUAACAAAACGAGAUGUUUGACAGGUUUACUUUUUUUGGAUUUAUAAUUUUUACUAAAAUUCUCAACACAGCAGCAGUACAAUGGUAAACAGAAAAUAGCAAUACAAGGAAAUAUAAAACGUGCAUAUGAAGUAAAAUAACACUAGUUGUAGAAUAACGUGUUCAAGUAAAUUUGUCCCACUUCACAUGAUAAGUCCUGCAUUGAGAGAAUUGCACAUCUUUGCAUGCCAAUGUCAACACUGAAACAAUAUAUUGUGCAAUAUACAUAAAUUUGCAUGUCAUUAUGACAGUUCCUUCACCUGUUUUAGUCAUGUGAUGUUUAAGAUGAUAUUCAAGGUACAAUUCAAGUUCAAGGAUGUUCAAGUAAGAGCUGUAUCAUGUUUCUGAGAGUAGCAACGAGUGACGACUGUGUUGUCGCAGUCCUGCGGUCGAAAUGCGAAGAUCCUGCACCGAGCCAUUCGUUAAAUGUCCGUGAGCUUCGAGAGAUUUAUAGUUUUUAAAAUGUAAGCGCUGAUACCGUAAACGAGGGACUUUUUUGUAUCCGAGGGACUUUUUUAUAUCCAGCGAUGAAGUUGGAGGCAGUAAUGUGGCGUCGGAGCUACUCCUGUUCUGGUUUGUUUACAUCCGUGAUACACUCAAAAUGGCGCAUGGGGGCGUGUCCGCUAGUUUGGGCACGUGACUGACAAAGACCGAUUUACGACGUGUUUUUCUGCUCGUUAACAUUAAUAAUCAAAAUGGUGAAGGCGUGUGUGCCGGUCGGUUGCAAUAACAGAGAAGAUAGACGGAGAAGACGGAGAGACUUGAAGUUCUACCGGAUUCCGAGAGACCCGGAGAGAAGAGAGCGAGAUGGGCUGCUGCAAUUCGACGAGAAAACUGGGCUCCAAACGAUUACCACAGAUUAUGUAGUAGUCAUUUUAUAUCUGGUAAGAUGCAUUUAAUAUAUAUUUAGAGGGUUUUGGGCUGACAACCACAAUUAAGAUCAUUGCUAGGCUAAUCGCCGACAACAUACACGUAUGUAUGUAGUGAGAGUGCUAUCGCUAAACCAUAUAAACAUUAAAAGACCUAACUCCAUUGACAAACGACAUGAAAUACAUUAGACUUGACAGUGGAUGUUAGCAAUAACAAAAGAUUUUGAAUUGAAAAUUUCGUAACUCACCUUUCCAAGCACAAGAUAGAUUCCUGCCGAAUUUUCGUGGACGAGGACCUGUUUCACCCAACCAGCAACGAAGUAUUUAUAAGCCUCCAAGCUCUUAAAGUUUUUCAAACUUUCGUGAGAAUAGGCUGAUUUUGUGUGGACAAGAUAGUUGUCCAUAUCAGGCUAGCUAGCAGAUGUCAGGCAAAUACGGCGGAGACAGCGGGUCGAAAAACAUCGAUUUAGGCAUCAAAUAUGGAUCUGGCGAAUGGAUAAACUGAAGCUUUUCCACAUAACGCCUUUUAUGCAACGCAUCAAGUGAGUUUACGGCAUCCGAAAGCACCGGGUCUUCCAUAAAAUGCAUUAUAAAUUGCUCGAUCAAUUGAGACCAUUGAUAAUACAGACACAAAAUGACGGACAAGGGGGCGGAACCAUACAGCGAGCACGUGAUUUUGUGACGUCGGUGGGUAGGGUCUAUACCGUAUUAUGACUGAAUUCGCUUACAACAAAUGGACGAAUGCUGUUAUCUAGUGGCCGUAAUGGGAAAUUACCGUACACAACAAAUAAUACAGAUCACACGACAUCAACAUUGUAUAUGCAUCGGGAAGGCAUAAAAAAUACAUACAAUGCACAUAUACAACUCCAUUAGCGACCUUUAGCGAUAGCGACCGAUGCUAAUAUGCUAACGAAUUCACAAACGUAAAUCUUCCAUGAAAGUGUUUGAAUGUAAAGUGCUUCGACAACGAUGAACAGCCCUCCUCUUCCGCAAUCGGACCACGCUCGUGAUUGGCUGUGCGAUGUUGAGUCCCUCGCAACAGCCGCUCUCCCGAUUGGCUUUUUAUAAAAGAGAUUAAAAAAAAAAAAAAACACAUAAAGGAGAUAAAAGCUAAAGACUCGCCAUUUUUUCCGCUUUUCUCGACGGUGGUUCCAGCAUUAUGGUCUAAAAAAAUCCUUAUCUAAUCUUCGUCUCAGCAUUCAGAAAUCAAGUGGGAAAAUGUCCGCGAGACCGGAGGAACUUUGCGGAGUGAAAGAGGAGCCCCAACGUCACCGACACUUGACUGUGUGCAAACUAAUGCACGCUAAGGUUGUUCUUCACAGACUAGAAGAUCUAUACGUCAGCCAAGCCCAUUAUCCUGAGCACCCGGAGUCUGCAUGCAUCAAGGACGAGGAGGAAGAGUCGCCAUCCAUUAAGGAAGAGUUCAUACACAUUAAAGGUUUCAGAAGAUAUCAUGCUGAGUGGCAGGAGCUGGAAUCUCCUGGCAUUAAAGAGGAUGUUGAGCUCCCCCAAAUCAAAGAGGAGGAGGAGACAGAGCCCUGUCAACAGAAGCAACUUCCAAUCAAAAAGGAGGAGGAAGAGCUGCCAUCUGUUAAAGAGGAGGAAGGGGAGGAGCAUAUCACUAGGUCAAAUGGUGAGCCCUUGAAGAGUGAAGAUGGUCCGAGUGAGGCUGGGAGAGGGGCAGAGCCUCCAAGCAGCUGCAGCAGCAGCUCAACAGAAGGAUUGCAGGCAGACAGUUUCAUCGCUCCAUCAAACAGAAGUGGCACCACAUCACACUCACCUUACAAUGAAGAUGGUCAUAAGAAAUCUCAAAGUGACGACAAACUCUGCAAAUGCUGUCAGUGUGGGAAAACCUUUCCUACCAGGCAAACUUGUCAUGCGCGUAUGAGGAGGCACACUGUCGAAAAACCUUUUUCCUGCUCAGUUUGUGAUCAAAGAUUCGCUCGGAAGCAACACUUAAAACAACACACAAGAACCCACACUGGCGAAAAACCUUUUUCCUGCUCAGUUUGUGAUCAAAGAUUCACUCAGAAGGAACCCUUGAAAAUACACACAAGAACCCACACUGGCGAAAAACCUUUUUCCUGCUCAGUUUGUGGUCAAGGAUUCAGUCACAAGAGCAACUUAAAACGACACACAAAAACCCACACUAGCGAAAAACCUUUUCCCUACUCAGUUUGUGGUCAAGGAUUCUCUCUAAAGCAACACUUACAACGUCACGAAAGAACCCACACUGGCAAAAACCCUUUUUCCUGCUCGGUUUGUGGUAAAAAAUUCUCUCAAAAGCAACAGCGACAAAGUCACGAAAGAACCCACACUGGCGAAAAACAUUUUUCUUGCUCAGUUUGUGGUCAAGGAUUCUCUCAAAAGCAAUUACGACAAAGUCACGAAAGAACCCACACUGGCGAAAAACCUUUUUCCUGCUCAGUUUGUGGUCAAGGAUUUGCUCAAAAGCAAAACUUAAAAGUCCACAUAAGAACCCACACUGGCGAAAGACCUUUUACCUGUUCAGUUUGUGGUCAAAGAUUUGCUCAAAAGCCAAACUUGAAAGUCCACCUAAGAACCCACACUGGGGAAAAACCUUUUUCCUGCUCAGUUUGUGGUCAAGGAUUUGCUCAAAAGCAAAACUUGAAAGUCCACAUAAGAACCCACACUGGCGAAAAACCUUUUACCUGUUCAGUUUGUGGUCAAAGAUUUGCUCAAAAGCCAAACUUGAAAGUCCACAUAAGCACCCACACUGGCGAAAAACCUUUUUCCUGCUCAGUUUGUGGUCGAAGAUUCACUUUAAAAAAUGGCUUGAAAAUACACACAAGAACCCACACUGGCGAAAAACCUUUUUCCUGCUCAUUUUGUGGUCAAAGAUUUGCUCAGAAGAAUCGGAUGAAGAGACACGUGUGUGUUGGUGUGAGAAGCAGUGGCCAAUGACUGUUUUGCCUGUCAUCCAUGCUAGCUUCAUCGGAUUUUGCAUAAAGAUUAGGUUAGGGUUGGGGGUUACGUUCGUAUUUGUGGUACACUUGUGAUUGCAUUUUUGUUUGGACUUUGCCAUUUUGUGUUUUACCUUUUCUGGCCCAUAACGUCUUUCCCUUGGUUCUCUCGCCGACUGGUAUUAUUUAUAUCAUAAUCUCCCAUUCAAACUACACUUGUCACACUUAAUAUUUGAAACCGCAGACCCCAAAUUCUAAAAAUUCUAAAUCAUUCAUAAAUAUUGUCAUUAGAUAAAUAUGGAAAUUUAGAAUAUAUUAUUCAAUAUUGCAACCAAAAAAAAAAAAAAAAAAAAUUAUGGCUCACAAAUGAGUUUUUUUGUGUGGACGUUAAUGUAAAUAUAUAUAUUUUUUAAAAUUACUAUUACGACUGGUGAUCGACAGAAUAUGAGGGCCAAAUAAAGAAAAUGAAGAAAAAAGGACUAACAGUAAAGUAGCGUUCUUACGACAAGAAAUGUUUUAUUUUUCUUGUAGCAAGUCAAGUUUUGGUACAUCAUUUUUGUUAAAAAUAAAUAUCUAAAGAAACAAAACACACGGACUCGUUUCUGUAUUUAACUUUGCAGAUUAUAUAUGUUUUGUGUUGAGAAUGUUUUUGUUUGUUAAUAACAUGGUCACCACCUGACACCUACAGGGGUCGCAUUGAAUAAGGCGCUAUUCACUGUUGCCAUGGUUUUUUUGUAAUAAAUUCUACACAAACUUCCUCGUCUGUGUUCGAUCCAUGUAAUACGGCUCGCCGUUUCAUUACAAAAUGGCAUUAUUUAUGUCAUACUCUCCCUUUCAAGCUACACUUUUAAUAUUUGAAACAGCAGACCCCAAAUUCCAAAAAUUCAAAAUACUGUCUUUAGAUAAAUAAGGAAAAUUAGAAUAUAUUGAUCAAUAUUGCAAAAA